Paraphaeosphaeria sporulosa is the source of this 405-nucleotide messenger RNA. RefSeq lists its product as uncharacterized. Lineage: Eukaryota; Fungi; Ascomycota; Dothideomycetes; Pleosporales; Didymosphaeriaceae. The coding region runs from base 133 to 339 and encodes 68 amino acids. The record is from RefSeq and is a predicted model, not a curated record. The transcript has 3 exons.
GCCACAAUGUAAAUCGCAAGGGUUAGCGAUUGCUGAAAUAUUCCAUAGAUCACCAACAGUAUUUCAGCAGCAUAUCAUUGCGGAACAUCUUCGAAAGUGUAUUAUCGACUCCAUUCUACGUGUGGACCAAAUAUGGCAGUCGUAAAGCAACGCGCCUCUUGUUUGGAGCCACCCCGGAUUUGCGCUACCACAUGCUUUGCUAUCUUUACUGGCUGUCAUUCUAGAAGCAUUUCUUUUCUGAAGGCACAUCUUAGGAUUGCGAUGACAGACACGACCGCCAGAAUUGCCAGCUACAGAAUUAAGCAGCUUCCUCUGAUGAUCUUCAAUAUCGUUUGGUAAUUUUUCUUCGACAUAGUAUUUCUCGGGAGGGUCAGCAAAACGUUUGUAAUUUCCAAUUGUUCGACG